Messenger RNA from Drosophila eugracilis, 461 nucleotides. RefSeq names its product kunitz-type serine protease inhibitor homolog beta-bungarotoxin BF B1 chain (gene Sfp24Bc). The record is from RefSeq and is a predicted model, not a curated record. Lineage: Eukaryota; Metazoa; Arthropoda; Insecta; Diptera; Drosophilidae. Bases 51 to 383 code for a protein of 110 amino acids. Gene Ontology annotation, molecular function: serine-type endopeptidase inhibitor activity. The transcript has 2 exons.
CGCUUGGAGACUUUUGAGCUAGGCAGUUCUUAUCACACAUCAAAAGGAAAAUGAAAUUUCUGUUGAAGCUUUCCAUCGCACUUUUCCUAAUUAGCCUUGUGCACUGCGAAAGGGAUCCCAUAUGCAAUGAAAUCCCUAUAGUCGAAGGCAACUGUGAGAGGCUGGUAAGGGGUUUCAAGUAUACACCGCAAAAAGGGGCAUGCACCCGUCAAGUUCUGCAUGGCUGUAGUGUCACUGGAAACUUCUUUAAGACACGCGUGGAAUGCCAGGACAAAUGCCUGGAUGACCCCUGGACCAAUUGGACGCAGCAAGCCAACAGAAUCAUGUCCCAGAUUCAGGACUUCUUUACUGGACUUUUUAGAUUCUGGCCCGGUUCAGAAUAAAUUCAUAUGUUUAUUUCCCUAUUAAAACUAUAUUGGUUGGCCCUAUUUUUGGCAAAUAAAGAGUACAGAAUUUGUAAA